Prosopis cineraria is the source of this 1411-nucleotide messenger RNA. Its product is annotated as transcription factor bHLH80. The record is from RefSeq and is a predicted model, not a curated record. Bases 132 to 1031 code for a protein of 299 amino acids. Gene Ontology annotation, cellular component: nucleus. The transcript is spliced from 5 exons. NCBI's taxonomy places the organism in Eukaryota, Viridiplantae, Streptophyta, Magnoliopsida, Fabales, Fabaceae. Gene Ontology annotation, molecular function: DNA-binding transcription factor activity, RNA polymerase II-specific; protein dimerization activity; RNA polymerase II cis-regulatory region sequence-specific DNA binding. Gene Ontology annotation, biological process: regulation of transcription by RNA polymerase II.
CGCAGAGCAAGCAUGGAACGAAAAAUUAAAAUAGCUUGAAAUUUAAAAAUUAAAAAAAAAAAAAAGCAAAAUUUUUCCAUUAUUUGUUUAGAGCCAACAGAGGAAGCUCCUGAAGCCAUCGGUUAUUGUUGAUGGAACCGACUUCUGAAGGUAGCGGCGGAGGCGGUGGUGAUUGUGGUGAGCUUUCUCGGUUCCGUUCAACUCCGGCCACGUGGUUAGAAGCACUGCUCAAGGAGGAGGACGAAGAAGACCCAUUGGAUACCACCCAGUGCUUCACUCAGCUUCUCGCUACAGGUACUGAUAACUUGUCCAGAAAUACGGCGUCUUUCGAUUCGCCGGCGGCUGAUGGAUGCGGUUUUGAUGCUGGGUCAUCGUCAGGUGGAUUUACCCGGCAGAAUAGUUCUCCGGCGAACUUAUUCGGGAAUUCAAUGGUUGUUGCCUCUGAAACAAGGUACUUCUCCAAGUAUGGGGUUCAACACAAUCAUGACGUUAGCCCCCAAGAUAUCGAUGCUUCCUCCAUAUCUAAUUUGACACCAGUUAGACAGAAUGUUGAGCAUACUGGCAAAGCACCAGACAUGGACAUAGAGAAGAUUUUAGAGGAUUCGGUACCUUGCAGAGUUCGGGCAAAGCGUGGCCAUGCGACACAUCCAAGGAGCAUUGCUGAGAGGGUUCGUAGAACUCGGAUAAGUGAUCGCAUACGGAAGCUUCAAGAACUUGUGCCAAACAUGGAUAAGCAAACCAACACUGCAGAAAUGUUAGACGAGGCUGUAGCAUAUGUCAAGUCUCUGCAGAAGCAAAUCGAGCAUUGCAGGAACUCACAGAGCAACAACGAAAAUGUAAAUGCGUUCAAGAGUAAAUUGGCCUUGAUGUGUUAUGCUGUGAAUUAUCUGACUCUUGUUUGGUUAAAAGACCAUUCAAGCAUAUCGGCUUCUGACGGUGUUUCUGCAUUCUCUCAAAUGGAUACCUUAAGAUUUUCAGUUUGUGACACAUUCUUCUGCAAUAUAUUGGCUAGACACUACCAUGAUCUGUGAAAGUUCAUGAAGAAUCAACUUCUCAUAGAAAUUCUUAUUCUUCAUUUAGGAUUGGUUUGGAUGGAAGAAAAAGUAGGAAGAAAAUAGGGAGAAGAAAAAAUUAAGAGGAAAAAUUUCCAAAAAAUAGUAAUUUUCUUACUAUUUUUAAGAGUUUUUCCUUCUAAUUUUCCUUACUCUAUUUUUCUUCUUAUUCAAACGAAGGGUCAGUGUUUUUAUAGUUGAAAUAGCUGUGCUUCUUAGGUGCACAUAUUUCCUUUAAUUCUAUGACUGUAACAUUUUGAAUCAGGCAGCUAGAAUUACUCUGUAAAACAUUUUACAGGUUGUUCUAAGAAUUCUUCGUUCUGUAAGAUUAUAUAUUUAUAAAAAAAAAAGGUUAUAUA